This is a messenger RNA of Talaromyces rugulosus, 2139 nucleotides long. RefSeq lists its product as uncharacterized. Gene Ontology annotation, biological process: DNA-templated transcription; regulation of DNA-templated transcription. The record is from RefSeq and is a predicted model, not a curated record. Bases 1 to 2139 code for a protein of 712 amino acids. The transcript has 7 exons. Gene Ontology annotation, molecular function: DNA-binding transcription factor activity, RNA polymerase II-specific; DNA binding; zinc ion binding. NCBI's taxonomy places the organism in Eukaryota, Fungi, Ascomycota, Eurotiomycetes, Eurotiales, Trichocomaceae.
AUGGCUGAAGCAUCUGAAGCCCCGGGUGGAACUGGGGUUUAUCGACGAGCUUGCGAUCAAUGCCGGGUUCGAAAGAUACGUUGUGACAAGGAGAUUCCCUGCUCCAACUGCGUAUCAGCGCAGAGGAAAUGCAAUUCGAACAGCCUCCUACAGAAACCAAGGGAGACCCGGCAUAGGGUUCUCAUUUCUCAUCAAUAUGAACGCAAAAUCGACAGCUUCGAAGCCCGUUUCAACGGGAUUGAAGAGCUCCUCCGCAAUCUCACUACAUCUAUCAACUCCAACAAUGGUUCAAAACCCAACACAGCGUCGACAACUGCAGAGCCCAGGCCAGUCUACAACGAGCCACGGCCGCCGUCAUCAGAAGGGGACAAACAACCCCAGCAAGAACCAUUCGAGGGCAACUCAUCCAUGACAGCACACACAGUCUUUGCAAGCAACUUUCUCAAACAGGCCGUGACAUCCACCCCGCUUGGGCGACAGCUGAGUCCGGACUUUCAGAAUGCGCUGGGAUCGCUGCAGCGAAUCGUCCACAGUCAGAACAAGAAGAGCAUCCCGUACGACAGCAAGUUUGCACAUCGGAAACCGCUUCCCAAGGGAGGGUUCAGCCAGUUGCCAUUGCCGCCCACUGAGGUUGUCUUGAAACUGCUGCGGGAGAUUAAGACCGCACCUCCAAUGACAUUUAUGAUGAGCUGUGCAUUCAUCUCUGUCGACGACUUUGUCGAGUCCUGCCGCAAGGUAUUCUUCGCCACCGAAGACUACAGCCUGGAAACAUUCAUUAUCGUGAAUGCCGGUCUGCAUCAUCUGUUUGAGGAAAAGUCGGUCACGGGCGAGUCCAUGAGCGAAGAGUUUGUCAAAUAUCAUUAUCUUUGCAGAGACAACCUCGAGACUGCCUUGGCAAACCUGCCAUUCUUCUUUCAUCCUAAAAAGGAGAUGAUUGAGGCUUUGUUGCUGGGUGUCACAUACUCAAUCGGCAUCUCCAAGUUCACUCUUGCCUGGGAGCUCAACAGCGCGGCAGCAGGCAUGUGCCGGACACUUGGAUGGCAUCGUCUAAGCGAUACAGGGGACGAAAUUAACCAAAAAAACGCGUCUACCUUUUGGUUUUGCUACACACUAGACAAAUCCCUCUCACUGCGGUUUGGGCGGUCGUCCAUCUUCCAAGACUGGGACAUUUCGACACCGCGCCGAUUUGGUAACGGAAAGCCAGACCCGCUACAGGGCUCGCUGGAGACAUGGAUGGAAUCGUCUCGCAUCCAAGGCGACAUGUACGAGCACCUAUACAGCCCCGCAGCACUGUCCCGACCCGCCGAACAGCGCGUGGAAAUCGCACAGUUACUCGUAGUCCGACUCAAGCAGUUAUGGCAGCAGAUGGAAGGGUUCUCGGCAGCGUUGAAGCGCGAAAAACGCGCGAUGGUGGAAGCGCGCGUCCAGGAUGUCAGAGACCAAGAAUGGCGCAUGACGAAUCUCGAUAUGAUGCUCAAGGCUGGCGAGGUUAGCCACUGGACGGCGCUGACGCUGGUGUAUCGCGCGAUACCGAGCGUCCAUAGCAGUUACAAUGCUGAGUGUAUUGAGGCGGCCAGGACGGCGUUUAGGUGUCAUGAAGAAUGCAUGAAUCUGACCUCGAGCAGUCUGUUUGCCAAAAUUGGCUAUCUACACUGGACAAUCCUAUUCACCCCGUUUACCCCCUUCAUCGUACUCUUCUGCCACGUGAUAGAAACCUCCAACAUGGACGACCUAAAACGCCUAGCCCAGUUCGUCACCAGCCUGCUACCAGCCCUCAGCAUGUCACAGCCCGUCGAAAGGCUACACCGGCUGUGUCAGGUUCUGCACCAAGUGGCCGGGCUCUACGUCGAAGCGCGAGCUAAGGCUAAGCAGCAAGACAAAGAAGAGAUGGGUAUGCUUGGCAAUAAUAUUAAUGAUUUUGACAUGUACCUGUCUCAGUUAGGGCUUGUACCGCGGCAGACCACCACCACUACCACCACUACUAGUAGUAGUAGUAGUAGUGGUAGUACAGAUUUCGGCAUGUUGGUGGAUGAUGACGAGUCGGCGCAGCAGUUGGCCGGUUGGUUUUCGGGGAAUAGUCAUGUCAUGGGCUUGAUGGAGGAGGAGGAUCUCUCGGAGUUUCUGCUUGAUGUGCAAUAA